GCACGGCCAAUGAGCGCCCGGCCCAGGGAGGGAGGGGGCGCGAGCGCCUGAGUCGGAGCCGCUCCCCGCGGCGCUGCCGCCUCCUCCCCCCGUGCCGCUCAGCCUAUCCCGGCCGCUCUCCGCUGUCGGGCGGGGAGGGCGGCCGGAGCCCGGGGGAGGGGAGGCGCAAGGACAUGGGUUGGUUCUGAGCGCCGGGGGAGGGAAGCCGUCGUGCGUGUGCCUCCCUAGAUUUUAAUAACUGUUUGUUGUUGGGUGGUGUAGGUUUGGGGUUUUCUCACCUCCCCCCACCCCCCCACCCCUCCACCCCGUUUUCCUACAAGGCGGAGGGGGGAGCGGCAGACCCCAGCGCGCCUGCAUGGCUCCUCUGCCCCGGAGCGCCCCUGGAAAAUAGAACCCGUCUCGGGCCAGGUGACAUCCCCCCGCCGCCGCGCUCACACUCACGGGAGCGGCAGGGCGGGGGAGCCGCCCGUGAGGACAUGGAGGGACCCUCGGGGGAAGCGGAGCUGCCGCUCCUCACGGUGAAGCACGAGCUGAGGAACGCAAAUCUGACAGGCCAUGCAGAGAAAGUUGGCAUUGAAAACUUUGAGCUCCUGAAAGUUCUUGGAACAGGGGCCUACGGAAAAGUAUUCCUAGUGAGGAAAGUAAGCGGCCACGAUGCUGGAAAACUGUAUGCCAUGAAAGUAUUGAAGAAAGCAACAAUAGUUCAAAAAGCCAAAACAACUGAGCACACAAGGACAGAACGACAAGUCUUGGAGCACAUUAGGCAAUCACCGUUUUUGGUCACGUUACAUUAUGCCUUCCAGACAGAUACAAAGCUUCAUCUCAUUUUAGACUAUAUAAAUGGAGGAGAACUGUUUACUCAUCUUUCACACAGAGAGAAAUUCUCAGAAAAUGAGGUGCAAAUUUACAUCGGAGAAAUCGUUUUGGCACUUGAACAUCUCCACAAGUUGGGAAUUAUAUAUCGGGAUAUAAAACUUGAGAAUAUUCUCCUUGAUUCUGAUGGCCAUGUGGUGCUGACAGACUUUGGUCUAAGUAAGGAGUUUCUUACUGAUGAGAAUGAGAGAGCAUAUUCCUUCUGUGGAACAAUAGAAUAUAUGGCUCCAGAUAUUGUUAGAGGGGGAGACACAGGACAUGAUAAGGCUGUUGAUUGGUGGAGUGUUGGUGUUCUUAUGUAUGAAUUAUUAACUGGAGCAUCACCAUUUACAGUCGACGGAGAGAAGAAUUCCCAAGCAGAGAUUUCUAGGAGAAUAUUAAAAAGUGAGCCACCUUAUCCACAAGAAAUGAGUGCUCUGUCUAAGGAUAUAAUUCAGCGUCUUCUAAUGAAAGACCCUAAGAAGAGGCUAGGUUGUGGUCCCACUGAUGCUGAUGAAAUCAAACAGCAUCCCUUUUUCCAGAAUAUGAAUUGGGAGGACUUAGCUGCCAAAAAAAUACCAGCUCCAUUUAAACCAGUAAUCAGAGAUGAAUUGGAUGUCAGUAAUUUUGCAGAAGAGUUUACAGAAAUGGAUCCAACAUACUCUCCUGCAGCAACCCCUCAGACUUCCGAAAGAAUAUUUCAGGGUUAUUCUUUCGUUGCACCUUCCAUUUUGUUUAAACGUAAUGCAGCUACAGUAGAUCCUUUCCAGUUUUAUGUGGGGGAUGAGCGACCUGGAACGACAACUAUUGCCAGAAGUGCUAUGUUGAAGGACUCUCCAUUUUAUCAUCAUUAUGAACUGGAUCUGAAAGAGAAACCAUUGGGAGAAGGAAGUUUUUCCAUUUGUCGAAAGUGCUUACACAAGAAAACUAGCCAAGAGUAUGCAGUAAAAAUAAUUAGCAAAAGAAUGGAAGCCAACACCCAGAGAGAAAUAACAGCUCUGAGACUCUGCGAAGGACAUCCAAAUGUAGUGAAGUUACAUGAAGUUUUUCAUGACCAGCUUCACACGUUCCUAGUCAUGGAAUUGCUGAAGGGAGGAGAAUUGCUUGAACGUAUUCAGAAAAAGAAACAUUUCAGUGAGACUGAAGCCAGUCACAUUAUGCGCAGACUUGUUUCGGCAGUGAGCCAUAUGCAUGAUGUAGGAGUAGUCCACAGAGAUCUGAAACCUGAGAAUUUACUAUUUACAGAUGAAACUGAUAAUUCAGAAAUAAAAAUAAUUGAUUUUGGCUUUGCUCGUUUAAAACCACCUGAUAAUCAGCCUCUUAAGACUCCGUGUUUUACUCUUCAUUAUGCUGCCCCAGAGCUCUUGAAUCACAAUGGUUAUGAUGAGUCUUGUGAUCUGUGGAGUUUGGGGGUCAUUUUGUACACGAUGCUAUCAGGACAGGUACCAUUUCAGUCUCAAGACAGAAGUUUAACAUGUACCAGUGCAUUGGAAAUUAUGAAGAAAAUAAAAAAGGGAGAAUUUUCCUUUGAAGGAGAGGCUUGGAAAAAUGUUUCUGAAGAGGCUAAAGAGCUAAUUCGAGGACUUCUCACAGUGGAUCCAAACAAAAGGAUUAAAAUGUCCAGCCUGAGAUACAACGAGUGGCUUCAGGACGGCAGCCAGCUCUCAUCUAACCCUCUAAUGACACCUGAUAACUUAGGCUCUUCAGGAGCUGCAGUGCACACAUAUGUCAAAGCCACUUUCCAUGCCUUUAAUAAGUACAAAAGGGAAGGAUUUUGUCUCCAGAAUGUGGACAAGGCACCUCUUGCAAAAAGAAGGAAAAUGAAAAAAACAAGCACAAGCACAGAGACACGUAGCAGCUCCAGUGAAAGUUCCCAUUCUUCUUCCUCUCAUUCUCAUGGUAAAACUACACCCACAAAGACAUUGCAACCCACAAACCCUACAGACAGCAAUAACCCAGAAACCAUCUUCCAGUUCUCCGACUGAGCAGCAGAAUAUCCUGUCUCGAGGAGUUCAGUGGUUAUAGACUUGGCAGUACCUGUAUUGUCUUCUCCUGCCCUUCCUCCCUGUGGCUUACAGGCUGCUACAGGAAGACUUCUGUUGCUUUAGAAAUGUAUUUUAGUCAUACCUUCUUAGCUCUGUAUUUCCAUACAUUUCCUUGUAGCUGUUUGGUAUCACUGGAUAUAGUAUAAUACUGUUAUACAACCAACAUUGUAUUCUCUGAGGGCUAAAUUACUGGUGUGCAGCCAAGCUCCAGGUAAGUAGCUGUGCUGCUCAUGGUACCGCUUGGAAGAAGACUGUUCCUCAGUGUCACAAUCUUCCUUCCCCACUGCUCAAAGAAAGGAAAGCUCUGUAACAUAUGUAGAACUUCGGGAUCUUCUGCUCUUACCCAGCUCUGUGAAGAAUAUUGUAGAAUUUGAUUCUUCAUGCAUGUAAACAAUCAUUGGUACAAUGCACCAAAGCAGUAUAGUACUCUAAAGCCUUUUAAAUUUAUGGUUAUAUUCUGUCCCAUUUAUUUGAAUUUUAAGAUCAAAAUGAAGCACUAUGGAACUCUUACUUUGUUUAAAAAAUAACUCCACGUAUCUUGUUCUAAACAACUGAGAAUAGAAGUCUUAGAUUUUUUAAAAAUUUAUUUAUUUUUUUUAAACACUUCUAGGGUAAAAGAUAUCUGAUAAGCUGAGAUGUCUAAUACUGUGAUACAAUAAUUUUUAUUUUUUGAAGUUAUUAACUUCUAAAAGAUUUUACAGAUUCUAAAAUGUAAUGCUAUAAGAGAAAAUUAAUUUUCAUAUUUGAUGCUUUGGAAAAUGGCCACAUGUUAAAAAUACCUAUUUCAAGAUUUAAUUAUAAUUUAUAUUUUCUUUUUAUAGUAACACAAUAAUUAUAAAAUACUAAGAUUUUUUUAAAGAUGAGAAAACUCCAGUUUCAACAUUUGUUAUUAUAGGGUCCAUAAAAAUGCAUACCAAGUUAUUUGAAUUGUGCAAAUAUGGCAGUCUAAUAGUGACUGUAAAAUAUUAGAAUAUAUGUUUUAUUUUUUGCACUUUAUAACAUCCAAAGGAGAUGUUUUAGAAUAAAGUGCACUCAGAUCUCUCUUCCUACAAGGUGCUGAGCACUGUUUUACUGGGCUGAAUGACCUACCUGAAAUCCACCGUAUUUGGUGGUUGUGGUCUUAGUGAAGGAGAAUUCUGUACUUUGCAGGAGUGAAUCCCUGUAUAUUACCCACUGUUUUCAUUCCUUACUGUAAAAUGCAAAGUUCUUUCUAUCUUGCUUUUACAUUGUAUAUAACAAAUACUAGACCUGGGCACCUUGUGUAGUGUAGAUGUUAACAACUUAUGCACUGGGAAUACUAAAGGGAAAUGAUAUUGAACACUGUGCUUCACGACUUGUUCACUGUGGUGUUCUACAGUGAAGUAUUUCCUACUGUGAUAGUAUAGUAUGUACAUAACUGUUUGGAAUCAUAAAUGUGACUUAGAGAAACAUCAGCAUAAACUUUUAAAUCAGUAUAUUUUAUAAAUUUAUGGAGAGCUCUUUUAUAGCUUGUAUUCUCAAUGACUAGGGGUAAUUUAAGUGCUAAAAAUGACUCCAGUUUUGCAAAUGCUUACAUGUGUAAGUUUCCACUGAAGUCAGAGAGGCUCCUUGUCAUAUGCCUAAAUUUGUGUGAUGGAAGACUAAUUGAUUAGAGGAUUUUGUUAACAGCUGUCUCUAUCCUAAAGUAACCUUAAUCCAAACCCUAUGCAAAAAAAAAAAAAAAAAAAGGUUAUAGAAAUUGUUUAUAUCAGUGGUUUUAUUUAUAGAAUUAUAUCAGAUAUCAGUAUUGACAAAUACAAUAAAUCCAUGUUUACAGGGAUUGUGUGUAUCAAAACAAGGCUUUGAAGCCCAACAUGUUUGUUCUGUGUUUCUUUAAUAUUAAUAAUGGCAUUCUGAGGUUUUGGAAUUGCUCAUGUGAAAUAGUUUACUACUUUCUUGAUGUGAAUGUCAACAGUAAUUGCAGCAUUAAUUUCAGGUUGAUGUGAAUAUUGAGAUUUGCACUGUUUAUGUAGAAGUAGUAUAUUUAAAGAUCAGUCUAUGUGCUAAUAACAACCAAUUUUAAGUGGCCUAUGUUAAAGUAUUGAAAAAUAAUUGUCAGUGUAAUAUAUUCAGGUUUGCUUUCUGAAUGCUCUCUUUGGAAGUAAUCUCAAUAGUGAACAUGGCUCAUUUGUAAAAGAAUACUUUUCCUCUCCCAAAUAAACUUGCUGUAAAUACAAA
This is a messenger RNA of Pyrgilauda ruficollis (rufous-necked snowfinch), 5093 nucleotides long. It is a transcript of the gene RPS6KA5, whose product is annotated as ribosomal protein S6 kinase A5. NCBI's taxonomy places the organism in Eukaryota, Metazoa, Chordata, Aves, Passeriformes, Passeridae. Bases 477 to 2837 code for a protein of 786 amino acids. The transcript is spliced from 17 exons. Gene Ontology annotation, molecular function: protein serine/threonine kinase activity; ATP binding; magnesium ion binding. The record is from RefSeq and is a predicted model, not a curated record. Gene Ontology annotation, biological process: protein phosphorylation; regulation of DNA-templated transcription; intracellular signal transduction.